AGUCAAUCAAAAGAACCGUGAAAUAAAAAUGGCGGCACAUUGUGUUCUAUGUUCGAACAAGGGACGUUUCAAUCGAAAAGCGGCUCCUGCAGGAAGUAAUUGUAUAUAACAAUAUGCCAUAAACCUUAUGAUGCUUCUAGAUUAAAAAAAAUAAUUUCUAAGUGAUCUUAUUGUUGAAGAAGUUUAUUGUUAACUUGCAUAGACCACAUAUAGUGUGUGACUUUAUUUUUCAUCGCGCAAGCAGUGCCAUAACUUAGUUUUAUUGCGAAAUGGCGGUCGUGGUGUACUACAUGAAUACUAUAUGCAAGAAGGACCCAAUCAAGACAGAGAUACAACACAUGGAUUUAGUGGACUAAAACGCAAUGGCGAGUUUAUCAGCUGUCUUCAUUGAGGCGAAAAGGACGAACUGGCUGAAGGCGUGGCUGGCAGUUGACAUUGCAAAGUCUGGUUUAGAGCAAUUCGUGGACAUUGAGGCUAAAACUUUACACACCAAUAUAUACAACACUAUCUGGUCUAGAAGUUCGGCGCCAGCCGCGUGUAAAGGUUGUCACACUGCAAAUUUGCUUAAAUGCCCGACACAAGGCGUAUGCAAAAAACGAGGUGCACAUGGCAACUGCACAGCUAUGCAUGAUAAUGCGGCAAAACAACCACGACCAUGUCCAAUAAAUGUGUGUAAUAAAGUCCAUGACGAGAUUGUUAAUCAACAUAUAUUUAGUAAUCCGUCAUGGAAGAAUACAUCGGCUCAACAAUGGGCAAAACAUCCAUGGGAAAUUGCCAAGUGUUAUUUCCCUCCAGACGGAUAUGUUGGUAAAACUUCAGUUCAAGAUACCGACUUCAACGGGCUCAUCAGCUUUAUGAUGAACUGCAAACACUUUAACAACAUGUUUUCAUUCGCCAUAGCUGUAGGAAAACAAAAUCCCCCUUGUCUACUAAAAAAGGCUCGUGAAUUGCGGAAUGAAAUCUGUCACCCGCCUUCAUUGGAAAUCUCAGACCAGAAGCUCCAGGAAUAUUUUACGACGCUGAUCAAACUGCUGAGUGAUUCAAAGUGCCUUGCGCAAGAUAAGGAGGCCAACACUGCGGUUUUAAAAUUAGAUGAGUUGCAGAAUGAGAGAAUGUCUUUAAACGACCUGAUCGAGCUGUUGAAGAAGAGCCACAAAACUUUAAAAGAUGUGAACGAGCCUGGAGAGCUAAGAUAUAAAGAGAUCGAUGAGAUCCUAGCAAAAGCUCUAAAGAUAUUAGAGGAUAGGAUGCAGGAUUUAGAAAAACGCCAAGAAAACACUGAAACUGAGGUUACAGAUUUAAAAGAACGCACUGAAAACACUGAAACUGAGGUAAAAGAUUUAAAAGAACAAGUGCAAAUUUUAAAGGAUUUAAAAGAACCCUCUAAAAGCAACAUACAGGCAGGGAAACAAAUUGAGCAAGAAGAAUAUGAACGAGGCGUAGCAGAAAUGCUCAAAAUUUUGAAGACACAUUACAAAAGAAAACUGAGUAACUUGACCUUCUCACCAUUGAAUGAUAGUGUUGCAGCCCCUUUAGAUGAUUUCUACAUGCAACCAAAUAUUCAGCUCAUGAAAAAAGACAAGGGGUGCUUUAUCAAAACUGGUACACAAAUUCUGUUAUACAAAAACCUGUUUUCUAAGGACAGCAAAUUAAACCAACAGACAGUUUUUAUACAAGGCGAAGCUGGGUCAGGUAAAUCCACUUUUCUGGCCAGAUUAGUUAUGGACUGGUGUGAUUCACCUAAGAGAAGCGAUAAUUUCUUUCAAGAUUUAAAAACUCUGAAAGAUUACAAGUUCAUAUUUCUUGUCACAUUAAGGAAUUCAGUUCAGGAGUUUAAUAUUGAAGAGAUUAUUAAACAACAGGUAAUUGACUCCCUUUAUGGCAAAGAGGAUUGUGAGAAAGCGAACAAACUACUGAAUGAAAUCAUGAAACAGGAACAUUGCUUAAUACUAUUGGAUGGUCUAGAUGAGUGGACCGGACCUGGAAAUGAUCACAACCUACCGGAAUUAAAAGCAUUACAUUACACUGAAAGCCGCUGCGACCUGUUAAUUACUACUCGACCUUGGAAAUUGGCUGAUGGAAAGAUUAAGGAUUCCGAGAUUGACAUAUUAUUGCAACUAGAAGGAAUAAAAUAUCCGUUUGAGCUCAGCAAAUGCAUCCUUCGUAGAAAGUACCAAGAUGAAAAUGUUCUGGAAGCAAAAAACUCUGCCUUUACAGAGUACAUACGGAAACAGAAGCUGGAAGAGUUACUGCAAUCGCCAAUGAUGCUGUCUGUCAUCGUAUGUUGGCAUGAUGAAGGAGAGCGCAAACUAAUUUCAAAGUGUGAAAUUUACAGUUCUUUGAUUGACAGUCUUCUAAAGAAAGUGAGCAAUGAAGAGGGAUACUUUGAAGAUCAGCGGUUUAACUGUUUCGCUGAGACACAAUACAUACAACCAAAUAUUCACCACGUGAAUCAAAUAGCUGAAGCAGCAUUCCGUUUGUUGUUUUCAGAUAUACAGGAAAAAUCACUAGUAUUUGGUGCCAAAGAUCUCAAACUUGAGGAUGCGCAGAGAAAGUUUGCCUUGAAAGCCGGUAUUUUAACAAAAGCGAAGACAUCAAGUCUAGCAAGAUCAUCAUCAACGUUUUCAUUUGUCCACAAAAGCAUUCAAGAAUUCCUUGCUGCAUACUAUAUCGCAUGUAAUGAGAAAGUCAUCAAUGAAAUCAUUGCUGGAUAUUUUGAACAAUAUGACAAAUCUUACCUUGCCAUGACCCAACUCUUUAUAUUUCUGUGUGGAGUGAGCAUCUCUGCAGGGAAUGCACUCUCUGACUUGAUGAAUGAAUCUAACGUGAAAUAUAACUCCUUCCAAGGAGACACCCUGUAUCAGAAUUGCGUCUUUGCUGGAUAUAGAGAGGCGGUUGCCAAUAGUACCGGUAGUAUUAACCUUAGACUCACACGUUUCAUCAUCAACGACAUCAGUCUAGAUUUAAAAAACCUCUGGAAUAUGAAUGUGUCAAAUGUCAUGUCACUAACAAUACGGUUACCAUCUGUACCAGGAUAUAAGAUUGACCUGUCAUUGUGCCACAAGCUGAAGUCAUUACAACUCGAGGGCCCAGGUAUAGAGUUGAAAGAGGGUGAUGAGAAUGUGCUUGAUGACAUAUUGACUGGCAACCAGGAUGCUGAAUUACUUAAUGCUGAAGAUUCAAUGGACAUUUCACCGUCCAAAGUUGUAAAACAUUCUGCCAGUGUGACCUCAUUGGAAUUUCCAGUCUGGAUUGUUCAAAUCAGUACCGAUCCAAGCCAGUGCACAGCACUGCCCUCUAUAGAAUAUAUUAGAUUAGAGGGUGUCAAAUGUUCCUAUACGUUGCUAUGCAGUCUACUCAGCAGUCUGCUGACACUUGAUCAUCAGGUGCAGUUUGAGCUGAUUUACUGUGAAAUAACGUCCUGCGUAAAGGGCGCAGUCAGCACAUUAUUUAAUACUGGCGAUUUAAAAAUAACAACAGAAAAUAAAAAAAUAGCAGUGUCCUUACUUGAUGACAAAUUGUGGAAUGCCCUCAAUGGUCUGAAUAUCAAUAGUCUGAGUCUGGAUGAUCGUUGUAAAGCUUUUCGAGAAAAUCAUAAAGAGUCGUUGUCUCAGACGCUUGUAUUGCUCUCACAUCUGGACAAACUUAGUAUUGUAGUGGAUUAUGACACACCUGAUCAGUGGAAGACUCUUCACGGUUUGAAUAUUAAGAGUCUGAAUCUACAUAUCAGAGGAGCGAAUCAUGCAGAGUCGUUGUCUCAGUCGCUAGCCUCGCUUAAACAGCUAGAAAUGCUUAGUAUUGAUGUGGACGAAUGCAAUCGUGCUCUGUGGGAGGCUCUUCAUGGUUUAGGUAUCAAGAGUCUGAGUCUGAGUGGCCUCUGGAGUGGUUUUGACCAUGGUUUGACAGUGAAGAAUGCGAAGUCUCUGAAGCAGUCGAUAUUAUCGCUCAAACAGCUGGAAACACUUAAUGUUGAUGUGUAUGAUGACACUCCUGGUUUGUGGGAGGCUCUCCAGGGUCUGAGUAUCAAGAGUCUGAGUCUGAGUGGCCAAAUUAUUGAAUUUAAGAAUGCGACGUCUCUGAAGAAGUCGAUAUCAUCGCUUAAACAGCUGGAAACACUUGAUGUUAGUGUGAUAGAAGCAUAUUCGAACACUGUUCUGUGGGAGGCUAUCCAGGGUCUUAGUAUAAAGAGUCUGAGGCUGAGUUGCUUCAGAUUAAAUUUUGAAGAGAAGUAUGCGACGUCUCUGAAACAGUUGAUAGUAUCGCUCAAAGAGCUGAAUACACUAACUGUUGAUGUGAAUGCACACAAUCCUAAUAUGCGGGUGGUUUUCCAGAGUCUGAAUAUCAAGAGUCUGAGUUUGAAUCUGAGUAAGAAUGAAGGAUUUGGACUGAAGUAUGCGACGUCUCUGAAGCAGUUGAUAUUAUCGCUCAAAGAGCUGGAAACACUAAGUAUUAGUGUGGAUAACGACAGUCCUGGUCUGCGGGAGGCUCUCCAGGGUCUGAGUAUCAAAAGUCUGAGACUUCGAGGUAUUGAUGGAGGUUUUGAAAGGAAGUAUGAGGAGUCUUUGGAACAGUGGCUGUCAUCGCUCACAAAGCUAGACCCACUUAAUAUUAGGAGUAUGAGUAUGAGUUUGGGUAGCAAGUAAAGAGAUUGUAAUCUAAAGUAUGCGAGUCUAUUAAGAAUUCGCUAUUACCGCUCACACAGCUGGACACACUUAGUAUUAUCGCCAAAACAGACAGCCCUGGCCUGUGUGAGGUUCUGAAUGGUCUGCACAUCAAGAGACUGAGUCUGAGUGGCGAAAAGAGAGGUUUGAGAGUGGAUCAUGAAGAGUCGUUGUCUCAGUGGCUAUUAUCACUUUCACAGCUUGAGACGCUUACACUACAUUUGAAUACAUACAUUGCGCUGCAGGUACCGCGAUCAUUGAAGUAUUUGAAUAUCUACUCUAAAAAAUUGCUUCCCUCGGAAUUACGGGACCUUGUGGGCAGACUGGCAGCAUGUCCGCAUGCAAUUGAUAUUGAGCUAGAAAUCGGUUGUGCUUCAAGUAUUGAUCCCCCAGAACAAAUCCUACUCCAGGAAUACAUUCUAGUUCAACAGGAACUGGUUUCUCGGCCGAAUGUUGUAGUUAAAAAAUUCAGAACAUAUGAAUCUGAAUCUAAUUCUACCAUGCCGGUACAUUACCCUGCUCACUGUGACUUAAGCAUUAAAGAUUAUGCAUAUGACAUAUUCGCUAAAUUAAUGGAAAGAUUCAAAUAUAGUCGAAUUUCAAUUGGACUUCAGAUAAAUCCAGACUCAUUCUUAUAAAUAAGUGUGUGUUGUUGUUUGACAUUUAAUUAAUAUGAAACUAGUGUUAUUGAAUCGUUAUAGUGUUUGUAAUACUUUGUAAAAAUCGAAACUUAUUUUACAUUAUGCGUUCACUGAUGUUGUGUUCAUUCUAUUCAUGCACUUUAGCUAUAACAUUAUGCAAAGUGUGUUGUUGCAUUUCCGACAAGUGUUAUUUGGCAAGCAAAUAUAGUGGAAACAACAAUGUUUCUAUUUUAUAACGAUCUGAACUUAUUUGUAUCAAGUCAAAUGGCACGUAUACGAUUCUGUUCCACACAUCUUUAAAAGAGAUUCAUUCGCCGGAGUUUUUCUGUAACAAUAAUGGCCUCUUAAAAUGAACAAAAUGACGGAAAUUUCUCUCCUAAAUAGUAAACUAUUUGAUAUGUAUUUAUUAAAAUCAAGAUACAUAGGCAGCGAUGCUUCGUGUCUUACUACUAAACGCAAUAAAACGGCAUUAUCACAUUACGUAUAUAUUUUGUGUAAAUGUUAUGUUAUAUGUUUUAAUUUAAAGCUUGUCUUUGUUUUCAUGCAAUAAAUAAUUUCAAACACGGUGUUACAAUUUAAGUAGUACGCGUUGAAGCAUGAGUAUUUAACUGUACACUUUUCAUUCCGUUGACUUUACCUAUAAAGAGUGCAUUGCAUCAUCGUUUCGAUUGUCUUCCUUUCUACAGACUUCAAUACACUCGGAUUAUUGAAAUACAUAUAAAGUAUUUUUAUUUGCGUUUUUUGCACAGUGCGUGUCAAAUCCAAAACUUUGAAGAGUCUGGCUGUUUUUGCCUGUUUUGCCAUGUCUGUAUGUGACAUUGUUGGCGUUGAUGACACUGCCCACGAUGACCUUAGAGUUAAAGCUGAUGUUUGUUAAAGAUUCUUUGAUUGUAUGAAUGAAAAUUAAUCGACUUUGUAUACGUCCAGACUCAAUGUCAUAAAUGCGUUUACAUGUGUUUGUUGUUGUUAGGCAUUGUAUUAGUAUAAAUCAAUUGUUUUUAAUGUCCUGAAGUGCAUGUGGCACUUUGUAAUCAUCGAAAAUUUGUUGACACUGCUUGUCAAAAUUAUAUGUUGUUUUUUGUUUCAUGCAUGCAAUUAAGCUAAAGCAUUAUGCUUUCAUACUGUGUUGUUGAAUAUACCACUUGUGUUUUUUGACAAAACAAUAGAGAAGAAAAAUAAUAUUUCGAUUUUAAAAUGAUCUCGGUCUAAUUUGUGGUGACAUUCAAUGACAAAUUCAUAUUUUAAAUAUACAUCCAUCUUUAAAAGAUACACAUUCGCACGAGCUUUGCUGUUCAAUUGAUGGAAUGUUUUAAUAAACAAAAUCACGUCAAUUAAGCUCCGAAAUUAUAAAUAACUUCAGAUUCAUGAGUUCAAAUACACGAAAAAAGAUUAGGCGAUGUUUCUUUUUGCUACACAGCAAGUAUCACACUACUAAAUGCAAUAAGACUUUUAAUUACAUUGAGAUAACGUUUUGUGUACAUGGCAUUAAUGUGUACAUAGCUUAAUUCAAUGCUAUCUUUUGUGCUGAGGAAUUAUAUAAUUUAAGAGUUUGAUUCAGUUUUUCACAUGCGCGUAAAAGUAUGCGCAAUUAACUGUACAUUUAUUCCGCAAUAUACUCAAAGCAGUAGACUUCAUCUAUUACUAUUGCAUGAUUUUUCAGUUAUGAUUUCCGUUUUUUUCUUUAUAAUUAACACAACUUGAUUAGUUAAUAUUUUAGAUAUAAAUGUGUGUAUAUUUGUUUGUGUGCAAAGGGCGUGUCGUUUUGAUCGUCUGAAAUAACUAUGCUCUCAAUAAAUGGUCAAUAAAAUUUACGUUUCAAUGAAAAUAACAAAAUGAAAGUAUUUAUUUGUAAAAUGUAUAUAGAUUCAACAGUUUAGAUGCAUUUUCUCACAUAUGUUCAUUUGACAUAUAAUUAUUAUGCCCCCCUUCGAAGAAGAGGGGGUAUAUUGUUUUGCUCAUGUUGGUCGGUCCGUCGGUCGGUCCGUCCACCAGUUUCCCGAUGAUAACUCAAGAAUGCUUUGGCAUAGGAUCAAGAAACUUCAUAGGUAGAUUGACCGUGUCUGGCAGAUGACCCUUAUUGAUUUUCAUGUCACUAGGUCAAAGGUCAAGGUCACAGUGACUCAAAAUAAUAAAAUGGUUUCCGGAUGAUAUCUCAAGAACACUUUAGGCCUAGGAUCAUGAAACUUCAAAGGUACAUUGACCAUGACUUGCAGAUGACUCCUAUUGAAUUUGAGGUCACUAGGUCAAAGGUCAAGGUCACGGUGGCCCAAAAUAGUAAAAUGGUUUCCGGAUGAUAACUCAAGAACGCUUACGCCUAGGAUCAUGAAACUUCAUAGAUACGUUGAUCAUGACUCACAGAUGACCCCUAUUGAUUUUGAGGUCACUAGUUCAAAGGUCAAGGUCACGGUGAACCGAAAUAGUAAAAUGGUUUACGGCUGAUAACUCAAGAACGCUUACGCCUAGGAUCAUGAAACUUCAUAGGUACAUUGAUCAAGACUCGCAGAUAACCGCUAUUGAUUUUCAGGUCAAAGGUCAAGGUCACUGUGACCUGAAACAUUAAAAUCGUUUCCGGAUGAUAAUUCAAGAAUGCUUACACCUAGGAUCACGAAACUUCAUAGGUACAUUGAUCAGGACUCGCAGAUGACCCUAUUGAUCUUCAAGUCAAAGGUCAAGGUCACGGUGACCCGAAACAGUAAAAUGGUUUCCGGAUGAUAAUUCAAGAACGCUUAUGCCUAGGAUCAUGAAACUUCAUAGGUACAUUAAUCAUAAUUCACAGAUGAUCCCUAUUGAUUUUCAAGUCACUAGGUCAAAGAUAAAAGUCACGGUGACUCAACUUAGAAAAAUGGUUUCCGGAUGAUAACUCAACAACGCUUACGCCAAGGAUCAUGAAACUUCAUAGGUACAUUGAUCAUGACUCGCAGAUGACCCCUAUUGAUUUUCAGGUCACUAGGUCAAAGGUCACAGUGACAUAAAACGUAUUCACACCAUGGCUGCCACUACAACUGACAGCCCAUAUUGGGGGCAUGCAUGUUUGACAAACAGCCCUUGUUUCGAAUUAAUUACGAGUAAUCGGUUGUUUCGGAUUGUUUAUUAAUUGUGUGAGCUUUUUGUUGCUUAUAUUGUAUAAUACUAAAGAUUAUUAAACACCAUUCAAUAGUUAAA
This is a messenger RNA of Dreissena polymorpha, 8464 nucleotides long. RefSeq names its product NLR family CARD domain-containing protein 4-like. NCBI's taxonomy places the organism in Eukaryota, Metazoa, Mollusca, Bivalvia, Myida, Dreissenidae. The transcript is spliced from 7 exons. The coding region runs from base 363 to 4643 and encodes 1426 amino acids. The record is from RefSeq and is a predicted model, not a curated record.